AUGGUGAAAGUUAGACCGAUUGAAUUUGGUUGUAUUGGGUGCCCGGUUACCAGGGCUGUCUUCAACUCUGGCAAAGUAGAUAAUUUUGCUGCCAAUGACCCCUUCACUGACCUCAACUACUUAGCUGUCAUGUCCCAGUAUGACCUUACCCACAGCAAGUUCCACGGCACAAUUAAGGCUGAGAAUGGAAAACUUGUCAUUAACGGGAAGGCCAUUUCCAUCUUCCAGGAUUGGGAUCCUGCCAGAAUCAAGUGGGGUGAUGUGGGUGCUGAGUACGUUGUGGAAUCUAAUGGUGUUUUGACCACCAUGGAGAAGGCUAGGGUCCACUUGAAGGGUGGAGCCCAAAGAAAGGUCACCAUGUCUUCCCCUUCUGCUGAUGUCCCCAUAUUGCCUCAUCCAACCUUGGUGGAGGAGGGGGUGCCUGGUCUCACUGAAGCUUGA
Molecule: messenger RNA, 441 nt
Organism: Peromyscus maniculatus bairdii (prairie deer mouse)
Lineage: Eukaryota; Metazoa; Chordata; Mammalia; Rodentia; Cricetidae
Source: RefSeq, a predicted model, not a curated record